UAGCGUAAGCAUUACCGCGACCGGGAUAGGUAUUUGCAAAUGGCUCCAUAUCAGAGGGAAGCCUAUCUGCAAAGGAAUCGUGAGUAUAAAAGAAUGCGGCGUGAGUGCAGUGCAAGUUGUAACAACACACAAACAGCACCACAACAGAAAAUUUUGAGAGCUACUAAUAAUAACCAAUACAUGAUAGGAGAGGAAGUCAUGGCCAUUUCAAACUAUGAGAGGCACGAUUCAGUUUUUACUCAGCUAGGGUCUUCAUCAAAAGUGGCAGAAAAUGGUGGUUCUGAGACAAGCCGUCCAAAAGCUGGAACUCGGUUCACUAUCAGUCCAUCUGGCAUAUAUUUAUCAUCAAUAUCCUCGGAAGAACAAGCUGCAAAAUAUGAAUUGAAAAAUGUAGGUCAGCGUAAGCGGCAACAUUGCACCAAUGUGUACUCACAACUGUCACAUGACCAGGAAGAAACACACGUACAAGAGAUUUGUGGCCCUAAUAAAAGAAAGAGGUCAGAAAAAGAAAGUUGUAGUACCGCACGGGAUCCUGAUAGAAAUACCAACAACUUGCAUGAAGACAUCAUUUAUGUGCCCCAGGAUUAUUUUCCUGUCGUUCAUGACAACAUUGAGUGCGAUGAAGUGGACGAUGAAAGUCUUAUGUAUAAUGGACCAGGGAACUGA
Triticum dicoccoides is the source of this 666-nucleotide messenger RNA. RefSeq lists its product as uncharacterized. The record is from RefSeq and is a predicted model, not a curated record. NCBI's taxonomy places the organism in Eukaryota, Viridiplantae, Streptophyta, Magnoliopsida, Poales, Poaceae. The coding region runs from base 40 to 666 and encodes 208 amino acids. The transcript is spliced from 5 exons.